Rhizopus microsporus ATCC 52813 is the source of this 2010-nucleotide messenger RNA. Its product is annotated as TBC-domain-containing protein. Lineage: Eukaryota; Fungi; Mucoromycota; Mucoromycetes; Mucorales; Rhizopodaceae. Bases 1 to 2010 code for a protein of 669 amino acids. The record is from RefSeq and is a predicted model, not a curated record. The transcript is spliced from 4 exons.
AUGACUACAUUAUAUGAUCCACCUGUUAAACAGCCAACAAGAGAAUAUGAGGAAGAUUCUAUGACAACAUCGUCAACAACAGACGAUGAAAAGAAUCCCAAGUUUGAGAUGGCAGAAUAUGAUUUAGAUGUUGUAGAUGAGGCUUUACUUAAUCCUCACAAUAAAGAAUACAUGGACCAUUUCGGUUUUACUAUUCAAGUUAGAACAGACGACGAAGCCUCGAGUGAUGAAGAUAGCAGCAGUUUUGAUGAAGAUGAACCGAUGCAGCCAGAUAAUCACACCGUGACAACAACAACGGGUAUUAGUGAUAAUGAUGAUGAUAUGUCUUCUAUAGAGACCAAUAUAACCUCACCUCAUCAGUCUCACAGUGAUGAUGAUAUCCUUCAUAGCAAACCUGCAUUUUACCCGAAUACUGUGCCUAUAUUAAAAUCACCUCCUACAUCCAUUAAUAAUAAUAAUAAUAAUAGCAACAAAUCAGUAAAUAGAGCAAGUAUCAUAUCUACCAUUAGUAAUAAAUUUAAGAGACCUGUAUCAGUUAGCUCUAUUCCCACUUCGCCAGCAACAACAGCCAUUUCACGACCCUCACAGACAUUCGAACAACGAAGAUCCAUUCAUAAAUCAAUAGGGCACAGUCGAUCGUCUGUAGUGAUCAGAAAGUUUACGCACUAUGACCAUCGAUAUGACUCGGAAAGACAGGCUUUACUAAAACAAGAAGCUCUUGAAAGACUGACGUCGUGCAGAUUAGAUGAAGAAAGAAUAGAUUGGGACUUUUGGUCUCAUGCUAUAUCCAACUUGAGCAGCGUUAUAGAAAGCCAAAUGGAUGAUUUAAGAAGCCAUCUAGCGCACGGUGGUAUCCCUUCGCCUAUUCGAGGCUAUGUUUGGCAGAUCAUAUCUAAAUCUAGAGAUUUGGAUGUUAUUGAAUAUAACGAAUUACUCAAGAAAACAAGUUCAUUUGAAAAGCAAAUUCAGAGGGACCUCACUAGGACCUUUCCAAACUAUUCUUAUUUCAUGAACGAAAAUGGACGACAGGCUUUAUUCCGUGUUGCAAAAGCAUACAGUUUAUUUGAUCAGGAGGUUGGUUACUGUCAGGGACUGGCGUUUAUUAUUGGUUGUUUGCUUAUUCAUAUGCCAGAAGAAGAAGCCUUUUUGGUCCUUAUCAAACUCAUGGGCAAAUAUGAUUUAAGAGGACACUUUACACCAAGAAUGGAAACUCUUCAUCAACACAUGUACCAAUUUGAUAAUGUCUUUCAACAAAAGUUACCCGUGGUUCACAGGCAUAUGGAAAGUGAGGGUGUGUCUCCUUCGAUGUAUGCCUCCCAGUGGUUCAUCACUCUUUGUUCUUACAGGUGCCCUAUUGAGAUGUCAUUCCGUAUUAUGGAUUUGCUAUUUAUAGAAGGCCCUCAAGUACUCGUGCAGAUCGCCCUGGCGUUGAUUGUUCGAAACCAGGAGCACAUCUUGAAGCUCAAAUUUGAUGCUCUUGUCGACUUUCUAUGUAAUGGCGUAUUUCAGGUGUAUGAGGAUAACACAGAUGGUUUCGUGAAUGAUGUAUAUCGUGUGGAGUUACCCACAAAAUUCAUGGCACGCUUAGCCCAGCAGUACAGUGAAGAAAUAGAGUAUAGAGAUUCUAGGUCAACCUCUCAGGAAGACCAUCUUAGACGAGUCAAUGGUCAACUUUCAGAACAUAUCCGUAUGGUUGAGGGGUCUCUAGCAUCACUAAGGGAUGAAAACAAAGACUUGACGCAACAAAUCAUAGAUAGCAAGAUGGAUAUUGCACGUAUAGUGGAUGAAAAGGAGAAGCUAAGUCAUGACUAUUCUCAACUGAAGGCUGCUUAUGAGAAUCAGGUAGAUGAGAAUCGUAAAUUAGCGGAGAAAAAUGUAUACCUUGUCAAUCAAUUGACAGAUAUCGAGGCCAUGUUGAUCAAUAUGAAAUUAGCAGUAGCAGAAAAAGAAGGUGAGCUUGACUCACUGAAGCAAGAAUUAAAACAAGCUCAUAAUCAACUUAAACAAUAA